Molecule: messenger RNA, 627 nt
Organism: Telopea speciosissima
Lineage: Eukaryota; Viridiplantae; Streptophyta; Magnoliopsida; Proteales; Proteaceae
Product: aquaporin PIP2-4-like
Exons: 4
Coding region: 1-627 (208 amino acids)
Biological process (GO): transmembrane transport
Cellular component (GO): plasma membrane
Molecular function (GO): water channel activity
Source: RefSeq, a predicted model, not a curated record
AUGACCGCUGCACAAAUUUUCUCUUAUCAUCUAGGACAUAACUAUGAUAUCUGGUUUUGUUUCAUGAUCUUCAUCCUCAUUUACUGCCCCGCCAUCUCUGGUGGGCAUAUUAACUCAGCAGUGACGUUUGGGCUUUUCUUAGCCCAUAAAGUGUCACUAAUCCGUGCUGUGAUGUAUAUCGUGGCAGAAUGCUUGGGAGCAAUGUAUGGUGUAGGGCUAAUAAAGGCCUUCCAAAAAUCUUACUAUGUGCGGUAUGGUGGUGGGGCGAACGAGAUCGCUGAUGGCUACAGAAAAGGUGUGGGUUUUGCAGCUCAAAUUAUUGGCACCUUUGUCUUUGUCUACACUGUUUUCUCUGCUACUGAUCCCAAGAGAAGUGCCAAAGACUCCCAUGUCCCUAUAAGUUCACCUGUAUUGGCACCACUUCCAAUUGGGUUUGCAGUUUUGUUCUGCCCCUUUGGUGGGUCAGACAACCAGGUUGAAACAACUGCUUCUGAACGGGAGCAGUUAUUGCUUGUGAAAUUUCAGAGCUUGAAGCCAGGUAGAUCAUAUUGUGAAUCAAGUAACUGGGUUGAACCUUCUGUAGGACUUCGUGUUUGCUUGGACAAACGGAGCAAGAAUCUGAAUUAA